CGGUCUCUUCUUUAGGCAGGCCUUUGGCGAUCUGUCUAUUAAUCUGUGGUUAAAGUUAGUACACAACAGAUGAAUUGAGGUUAAAACGGAUUGCUUACUCGUACUCGUUAUGAAGAAUAUUCUGUGCCUGUUCCUUAUUUUCGCUAAUUUAUGCGAGCAAUACGUCAUCGCGGAACAUGAAGAGGACCCGUCUACGGAUCUGUACGUGAUCGAGGGAAAAGUGUUUCCCUGGGACAACACUGCUUCUAGCGGAUGGCAGCUCAUGACGCAUGUAAUGGCCAACGGUGGUGAACAUUAUGGCUUUUUGAGGGAAGAUGGCACAUUUAUAAUUUCCAAUGUUCCAUCAGGAUCGUACAUGGUUGAGGUGGUGAAUCCAAAUUAUGUUUAUGAACCAGUCAGAGUGGAAAUCAAUUCUAAAGGAAAAUUCCGAGCUCGUAAAGUAAACUUGAUACAAACAUCGCAAGUGAUUCAAGUACCUUAUCCAUUAAAAAUGAGGCCUCUAGCACCAUUUCGAUACUUUCAAGUUAGAGAGCAAUGGCGAAUGACAGACUUCUUAUUUAAUCCCAUGGUAUUAAUGAUGGUUUUGCCACUUGUCUUAAUUAUGAUUCUGCCAAAAAUUAUGAAUGACCCUGAAACUAGAAAGGAAAUGGAGCAAUUAAAUAAUCUCACUAUUUAUAAUAUGCCAGAAAUGUCUGAAGUGAUAACAUCUUUUCUUUCUGGAGGAGAGAAACAAAAAUCAAAGGCUGUAAAAGCUGCUAAGAAAAGGCAAUAAUUUAUUAAUUUAUUGUCUUUUGUAGAUGAUUGUAUAUGUUUACUCUAGUCGUUAUUUAAUAUAUAAGAAUAUCGACAUCAAAAACAGGACACCUUUGGGAAAAAAAUGUUUCAAUUACUUAAAUAUCGUUUAAGAUGAUAGUUAACGCACUAAAUCUUUGAACUUACAAGUUUGAAAGUGUCCAAUAUAUGUAUAAUUAAUUUCUUGUAGUAUAAUUGCUAAAAUUAUUUUGUAUUUUCUACAUGUGUGCAAACAAAGAAAUAGUAAAACAUUAGCAAUUUCUUAAUUUACUAUUAGUUAUAUAAUUAUUGUGAAUAAGUAAAAAAAACUGACAUAUGUAAUGUAUAAUAUUAGUAUAUCACAAAAAUGAUAUGCAUUGUAGUAUAAUUGUUGCACUUUACAUAAUGACAGUCUGGCUACACUUCCCUAUAUUGGUUACUCACUGUGAUGGUUAUAUUAAUUCUGUCUCAUAUAAAAUAUUACAAUUUCCAUACUGUUACAAUUUUGUAAAUCGUAAAAAGAGAUGUCUUUAUAAUACCGUAAAUAAAUAAAACAACUGUAUUAAUUAA
Nylanderia fulva is the source of this 1341-nucleotide messenger RNA. It is a transcript of the gene EMC7, whose product is annotated as ER membrane protein complex subunit 7. Gene Ontology annotation, molecular function: carbohydrate binding. The record is from RefSeq and is a predicted model, not a curated record. NCBI's taxonomy places the organism in Eukaryota, Metazoa, Arthropoda, Insecta, Hymenoptera, Formicidae. Gene Ontology annotation, cellular component: EMC complex.